This is a messenger RNA of Entamoeba dispar SAW760, 591 nucleotides long. Its product is annotated as GTP-binding protein ryH1, putative. Bases 1 to 591 code for a protein of 196 amino acids. Lineage: Eukaryota; Evosea; Mastigamoebida; Endamoebidae. The record is from RefSeq and is a predicted model, not a curated record. The transcript is spliced from 3 exons. Gene Ontology annotation, molecular function: GTPase activity; GTP binding.
AUGAACACUUUGAUGAAACAAAAAAUAGUAUUUCUUGGAGAUUCUUCUGUUGGAAAGACGUGCAUUAUUGGAAGGUUUAUGACUGGUGAUUUCAGUACUGGAUAUGAAGCAACAAUUGGUACUGAUUUUUCUACUAAAACUAUGACAUUUCAAAAUAAAUCUAUUCAAUUACAGAUUUGGGAUACUGCAGGACAAGAAAGAUAUCGAUCAUUAAUCCCAAGUUAUAUUAGAGAUUCAUCAGCAGCAGUGAUAGUUUAUGAUAUUAAUGAUAGACAAAGUUUUGAGAAUGUAGAUAAAUGGAUUGAGGAUGUACGUUCCAAAGAAAAGGGAGAAAUUUUCUUAUUUUUGGUUGGAAAUAAAUUGGACUUAGGACACCGAGAAGUUACACAAAAAGAGGCAUUGGCAAAGGGGCAGAACUAUCAAUGCACUUGCUUUGAAACUAGUGCUAAAACUAAUAUCAAUAUCACUGAAUUAUUCAAUGCAAUCACAGAAAAAUUAAGUACAUUAGAGCCACCAGUUGAAGAGCACAUUGAGACUGUUUCAAUUGGAAAUAAGAAAGCUGAGAAUGAAAGUAAUGGAGGAUGUUGUUGA